This is a messenger RNA of Spea bombifrons (plains spadefoot toad), 1395 nucleotides long. RefSeq names its product translocation associated membrane protein 1 (gene TRAM1). Gene Ontology annotation, cellular component: endoplasmic reticulum membrane. NCBI's taxonomy places the organism in Eukaryota, Metazoa, Chordata, Amphibia, Anura, Pelobatidae. The transcript has 11 exons. The record is from RefSeq and is a predicted model, not a curated record. Gene Ontology annotation, biological process: SRP-dependent cotranslational protein targeting to membrane, translocation; protein insertion into ER membrane. The coding region runs from base 106 to 1227 and encodes 373 amino acids.
CACCCAGGCUGGAGGAGGAGGCAGAGAGCCCGGUGUGUUACAGCCCCAGUGUCCCUGGUGUGUGUGUACGAGAGAGAAGCGGCCCUGCCUGCGCCAUCUGUCACCAUGGGCAUCCGCAAGAAAAGCAGCAAGACCCCGCCGGUGCUUAGCCAUGAAUUCAUCAUCCAGAACCAUGCGGACAUCGUCUCCUGCCUGGCAAUGCUUUUCCUGCUGGGGCUGAUGUUUGAGAUCACGGCCAAAGUAGCUGUCAUGUUUGUCACUCUACAGUAUAAUGUCACCAUUCCAGUUGAGGGUGUACUUGCGGAACCCGUUUCUUUGUAUCACUACGGCAUGAAAGACUUGGCAACUGUGUUCUUUUACAUGCUUGUAGCAAUAAUACUGCACGCAGUUAUCCAGGAAUACAUCUUAGAUAAAAUUAACAGGCGGAUGCAUUUUUCAAAGACCAAGCACAGCAAGUUUAAUGAGUCUGGGCAGCUGAGUGCUUUCUACCUUUUCUCUUGCAUAUGGGGAGCCAGUAUCAUUGUGUCGGAGAAUUAUUUUGCAGAUCCUACAAGCUUAUGGAAAGGAUAUCCCCAUACUUAUUUCCCAUUCCAGAUGAAAUUCUUCUACAUUUCCCAACUGGCGUAUUGGUUCCAUGCUUUUCCAGAGUUGUAUUUCCAGAAAACCAAAAAAGAAGAUAUUCCUCGUCAGCUGGUGUACAUCGGCCUUUACCUCUUUCACAUCUUGGGUGCCUAUGUGUUAAAUCUAAGUCGGUUGGGCCUUGUGUUGCUCGUUCUCCAUUACUUCGUGGAGUUCCUUUUCCACAUGUCACGCCUUUUCUACUUCAGUAAUGAAAGAUACCAGAAAGGGUUCACGCUGUGGGCUGUCCUUUUUGUUCUGGGCCGUCUUCUCACUCUCAUCCUGUCUGUGCUCACGGUUGGAUUUGGCCUUGCAAGAGCAGAGAAUCAGGCUUUAGACUUAAGUUCUGGGAAUUUCAACAUUUUAGCCAUCAGAAUCAGUGUGCUGGCAUCUAUUUGCAUAACUCAGGCGUUUAUGAUGUGGAAGUUCAUUAAUUUCCAACUCAGAAGGUGGAGAGAGCAUUCAUCCCCCAAGCCUUCCUCUCAUAAGAGAAAAACUGUCUCCGCUAAAGCCAAAUCCUCCCGAAAGGAGAAAGAGAAUGGAGUCAAUGGAACAUUGACAUCUAACGGAGCAGAUUCCCCCCGAAACCGUAAAGAGAAAUCAUCUUAAAGAAAAAAAGGAAAGAGAAGAAAAAGCAUUUUGCAUCCAAUGUACUUUUUCCCCAAAGAGAAGUUGCCUUUUGCUGUACAGAGCCCCACAGCACUAGAUUUCUUACUGUUACAACAAAUAAUGCAAUGUGUUUCUAUCUGACAGUAUGUCACGAACCUUUAAACAGUA